Molecule: messenger RNA, 1294 nt
Organism: Lontra canadensis (Northern American river otter)
Lineage: Eukaryota; Metazoa; Chordata; Mammalia; Carnivora; Mustelidae
Gene: VSTM5
Product: V-set and transmembrane domain containing 5
Exons: 4
Coding region: 50-652 (200 amino acids)
Biological process (GO): positive regulation of excitatory synapse assembly; filopodium assembly
Cellular component (GO): dendrite; plasma membrane; axon
Source: RefSeq, a predicted model, not a curated record
CCGCGCCGCUGGACGCCCAUGCCCGGCCCGAGCCGCCCAGGGAUUGCUCAUGAGGCCUCUGGCGAGCGGGAGUAGGAAGAACCGCGGCGUAUCCCUGGGGCUCCUGGCCCUCUUCCUGGCCGCAGCCCGGUGUCUGCAAAGUCAGGGCGUGUCACUGUACAUCCCCCAGUCCGCCAUCAAUGCCACGGUGGAGGAGGACAUCCUGCUCUCGGUUGAGUACUCCUGCCAUGGCAUCCCCACCAUCGAGUGGAAGUAUACGUCUAACUGGGGAGCGCAGAAGAUCGUGGAGUGGAAGCCAGGGGCUCAGGCCAACAUCUCCCAGAGCCACAAGGACCGACUCUGCACCUUCGACAACGGCUCCAUCCAGCUCUUCAGUGUGGGCGUGAGGGAUUCCGGCUACUACGUCAUCACGGUGACGGAGCGCCUGGGGAGCAGCCAGUUUGGCACCAUCGUGCUGCACGUGUCAGAGAUCCUCUACGAAGACCUCCAUUUUGUUGCCGUCUUCCUCGCUUUUCUCGCUGCUGUGGCUGCGCUGUUAAUCAGCCUCAUGUGGGUGUGUAACAAGUGUGCAUACAAAUUCCAGAGGAAGAGAAGACACAAACUCAAAGAGAGCACCACCGAGGAGAUCGAGCUGCAUGAUGUGGAGUGUUAGCAAAGGCUGCGCCCAGUUACAUUCCUACCUCAGAGGGAAAGUGUUAUUUUUCCAACAAAAGGAGCCAGCAUGACGGAACCACCCUCCCAUCCUCCUGUUGGCCAGCCUUGACCAGCCAUUCCUGAAGGCGCUACGGCUGUGAACAAAAUCAACUGUGUGGAGUUGAGGACUUGGGUUGGACAAAAAGUCAGUUCUAGCACUCACAAGAAGUUCAGGGAGGCCUGGCUGCUUGCUCACUGCGCUCUGGGGCUGAGGCCAGGGCGCAUCCAGACUGAGCGUGCAGCCAGCCCUGAACAAGCUCUCUGUGUUCUUCCCGCCCAGCCUGUCCCUCCCACCUCUGCCGUGGGAGCUUCUGUGAAAAGUUCUGCCACGGUCUGCCUGCCAGGCAGAGGUGGAAGCUGCGAGGCUGCCGUUGGGCCCUAGUGAGGUGCUCAGAGCAGGGCCAGGCCCUGGGCCGGAAGCUUUAAGGCGAAGAGCUUCACUUGUGCCUGAGGGACCAGCACUGGAAACAGGAAUUAGGGAGAAGAUUGCCUUUCUCUUCCUCUCUUAUUCGGACAUUAAUUGGAUUUUCCCCUCCUAUGGCCUCAAUUUAGACCAGUGGGAGGAACCCGGAUAUUCUUAGCCACUUGUGGGCAGCAACUG